Messenger RNA from Eptesicus fuscus (big brown bat), 1051 nucleotides. RefSeq lists its product as uncharacterized. The coding region runs from base 1 to 987 and encodes 328 amino acids. The record is from RefSeq and is a predicted model, not a curated record. Gene Ontology annotation, cellular component: nucleosome. Lineage: Eukaryota; Metazoa; Chordata; Mammalia; Chiroptera; Vespertilionidae. Gene Ontology annotation, biological process: nucleosome assembly. Gene Ontology annotation, molecular function: protein heterodimerization activity; DNA binding; structural constituent of chromatin. The transcript has 4 exons.
AUGUCGGGACGCGGCAAAGGCGGGAAGGGCCUGGGCAAGGGCGGCGCCAAGCGCCACCGCAAGGUGCUGCGCGACAACAUCCAGGGCAUCACCAAGCCCGCCAUCCGGCGCCUGGCGCGGCGCGGCGGCGUCAAGCGCAUCUCCGGGCUCAUCUACGAGGAGACGCGCGGGGUGCUCAAGGUGUUCCUGGAGAACGUGAUCCGCGACGCCGUCACCUACACGGAGCACGCCAAGCGCAAGACGGUCACGGCCAUGGACGUGGUGUACGCGCUCAAGCGCCAGGGCCGCGGAGCACCUCCCACUCCACCCUACCGACUCCGCACCUCAGUCAUGGCUCGGACCAAGCAGACGGCGCGCAAGUCCACGGGCGGGAAGGCGCCCCGCAAGCAGCUGGCCACCAAGGCGGCCCGCAAGAGCGCGCCGGCCACGGGCGGCGUGAAGAAGCCGCACCGCUACCGGCCCGGCACCGUGGCGCUGCGCGAGAUCCGGCGCUACCAGAAGUCCACGGAGCUGCUGAUCCGCAAGCUGCCGUUCCAGCGCCUGGUGCGCGAGAUCGCGCAGGACUUCAAGACCGACCUGCGCUUCCAGAGCUCGGCCGUGAUGGCGCUGCAGGAGGCGUGCGAGGCCUACCUGGUGGGGCUGUUCGAGGACACCAACCUGUGCGCCAUCCUCACCAUGUCCGGUCGCGGCAAAGGCGGGAAGGGCCUGGGCAAGGGCGGCGCCAAGCGCCACCGCAAGGUGCUGCGCGACAACAUCCAGGGCAUCACCAAGCCCGCCAUCCGGCGCCUGGCGCGGCGCGGCGGCGUCAAGCGCAUCUCCGGGCUCAUCUACGAGGAGACGCGCGGGGUGCUCAAGGUGUUCCUGGAGAACGUGAUCCGCGACGCCGUCACCUACACGGAGCACGCCAAGCGCAAGACGGUCACGGCCAUGGACGUGGUGUACGCGCUCAAGCGCCAGGGCCGCACCCUCUACGGCUUCGGCGGCUGAGCCCGGCUGCCCGCCCCGCCUCCCCCCAAAGGCCCUUUUCAGGGCCGCCCACCCCCUCUCGGAA